CCCCCUUUCUGCUCCUCCAAAACCCUCUUCCGUUUUGCUCUCCUUUCUUCCCUGCUUCGAAGCCUUCAACACGUCCGAGCUAGAGAGAGCAGAGCCAUGGAGCCCGCCGGAGCCAUGGAGCCCGCCGGCCAGGAUACGCCGGCCGAGCUUACGCCGGCCCAGACUGCUGUUUUAAUCCUGGGAUAUCUGUCCACCUUCUAUGUCUUGCUCGCGCCACUCAAGACGAUCCGGGCUAUCAAGGCGGCUGGAGCGGUCGGGCAGGAGACGGCGACCAUGUACCUGUGCGUGCUGUGCAACAGCCUCGUGUGGCUGCUCUACGGCGUGGGGGCGGACGACAAGGCCAUCAUGGGCAUCAACGGCAUCGGCGUGCUCUUCCAGGCCUACUUCCUCUACGUCUUCAUCCGCGCCUCCACCGACCGCUUCAAGCAAUGCAGCUACGUCGCCAUGGUGCUCGCGGCCAGCGCCUCCGUCGCCAUCUACGUAUACGUCUUCCCAUUCAUCCCUGAUCCCAAGGACAGGAAGAAGGCCUUCGGCCAGGCCGGCAUCUUCAGUGGCCUCGCCAUGUACUGCGGAUCCUGGGGCAGGUUUAGAACGGUGUGGCGGAAAGGCAAUGUGGUGAGGGACCUGGACUUGAACGUGGUCGUUUCUUCGCUCUUGAACGGCAUCUGCUGGAGCAUCUACGCCAUGCUCAUCGACGAUGACUUGCUCUUGACUCCCAACGCUGUCGGCAUUGGGUUGGCGGAGUUUCAGCUGGGCGUCUAUGCUUGGUACUACUACAUGGGCAGCAACGACAACAACGGCGACGGUGGCGACGACAACAUCAACCUCCUGCGUGACGAUGAUGAUGAAGAAGAAGACGACGACCACAACAACCGGCGUGACGACGAAGAAGACGACGGCGACAACAACAACAGGCACGACGGCGGUGAUGACGACAACGAGGAGGAGUUGCUGGCACCCGGCAGGCAGGCCACCUAUCGGAUUCAGACGAUCGAAUGAAUUACUAGUACCUAGCUACCUGACGACGGCCGUACAUCCUCGUUUAGAAUCUAUAUAUGGCGUAUGGAUAUCUAUCUAUCUAAGAGAAACAAACAUUCUGGACAUGUUGUCUAUUUUCCCCUUAAUUUGCAUGUCA
Molecule: messenger RNA, 1135 nt
Organism: Brachypodium distachyon (stiff brome)
Lineage: Eukaryota; Viridiplantae; Streptophyta; Magnoliopsida; Poales; Poaceae
Product: bidirectional sugar transporter SWEET4
Exons: 5
Coding region: 97-999 (300 amino acids)
Biological process (GO): carbohydrate transport
Cellular component (GO): membrane
Molecular function (GO): sugar transmembrane transporter activity
Source: RefSeq, a predicted model, not a curated record